AUUUUAUAUUAUUUCCAGGUUUUCAAAUUCAAAGAUCCAAGAGAUUUUCCAAACGGAAAAAAGGAAAAGGAAAAGGAAAAAAAUACCGAAAAAUUAUAGAAUCGGUAUAUAUAGUUAUAUACGUCUUAGAUUUAUCGCAUUGAUUCUUAAAAAAACGUGGUUCUCUGGGUUUUUCUUUUCUUCUAUUUGUUAUAUAAUUUUUAGCAACUUUUUUUUUCUCCAUUCCCUUCAAUUUCACCGACUUUGAUCGCCAAUAUUCGCUCGAAAUCAUACCCUUUCUGUGACUGGCGUGAAAGAUUCACGAAUUUCGUCUGUGUUUGAUUGGAGGAAUUGAGGACAAAAAAGUUGAAGGCGGGUUGACGCAUUUUUCUGUGCUACCGAUGCCAGAAAACCGGCAGGUCCAGAAGAAUGCUACGCAUAAUCAUUCCGAUAAUACCAUUGAAGAAGCAUUUUGGAGGUUGAAAAUCAAUGGUAAUCUGGAGGGUGGUGGUGCAGUCCAAUCUGGUCCAUAUCCAGAUCGACCUGGUGAACCUGACUGCCUGUAUUAUUUGAGAACUGGAUUGUGUGGUUAUGGAAGUAAUUGUCGAUAUCAUCACCCUGCUUAUGUUUCACAGGGUGCUCCGUACAGUGUUGAACUCCCUGAAAGAGUUGGGCAGCCUGACUGUGGGUAUUUUCUGAAGACAGGGACCUGCAAAUAUGGAUCAACAUGUAAAUAUCAUCAUCCAAGGGACAGGCGUGGUGCUGGACCAGUCUCAUUCAACAUUUUAGGUCUCCCAAUGCGUCAGGAAGAAAAACCAUGUCCUUAUUACAUGCGAACUGUGUCGUGCAAGUUUGGAGGUGCUUGCAAGUUCCAUCAUCCACAGCCUGCAUCACUUGGAACUCUUUUACCAGUAGCUGGACAUGGUGCUUUUGGAUCCAUGGGCUCAACGGUUGUGCCUUCACCAGGUCAACCUUAUGCUGGUGGACUUCCUGCAUGGUCUUUUCCGAGAGUUUCAUAUAUAUCUAGCCCGCGUUUACCAGGUCCAGAAUCUUACAUGCCUGUUGUUCUUCCUCCUCCAGGCAUUGUAUCUGCACAGGGCUGGAACACAUACAUGGGAAACAUGAGCCCUCUGUCUCCUAACAGUUCCACCACUCUUCUUAGCUCCAAUUUUAUAUACAACCCCAAGAAUCUAGGUGAGUUGGGUUCCAGAGGGAUGUUACCAGCAACUACUCCGAGUCUCCCUGAGAGACCCGACCAACCAGAGUGCCGGUAUUUUAUGAACACUGGAACCUGCAAAUAUGGAUCUGAUUGCAAGUACCAUCACCCAAAAGAAAGGAUUGCGCAAUCAGUGCCAAUCCUGCCCAGCCUUCCCUUGAGACCAGGGCAAGCUAUCUGUUCUUACUACAGUAUGUAUGGAGUCUGCAAGUAUGGCCCAACUUGCAAAUAUGAUCACCCUGUUGUUGCGUAUCCUCAUAACUACAGUCUGGGCCUCCCUAAUGUACCUAUGCUUGAUUCAUCUCUUAUUAGCUAUCCGAGAAGCAUGUCAACAGCCCACUCAUCUGAGUCUUCCCCUUCUAAAUCAUCAAGAUUUCCUGAUUGGGUCCAGAAACAUGAUGCUGCAAGCAACAAGCAUGAGAAGUCUGAUACAAAGACUUCAGAGGAUUCAGCCGAAGAGGCCGGUUCAUCUCCGCACUCGGUUCCAAGUUCAGCAGAACCUUUACCCGAUCAAUCGGGUUAAAGUUGCCCCCACUUUGGCUCUUUUGUCACAACUCUUUUUUAUGCUUCUACGAAGGAUAUAUUUAUUACCUAUACCUCCUGGCCCCCCAUUUUUCACCUGCGGUUCGGUGAGAUAGGUUGAAUUUGGAGAUCAACAUGAUGACUAAGAACCACGGGGGGGGGGGGCGUGGAAGGCAAUUUUUGGUGUUGAAUAAAAUGCAGGUGAAAGUUUGUAAGAAUCCACCCAAAAAAAAGAUGAUUUUUUUUUUCUUUUUU
This is a messenger RNA of Juglans regia (Persian walnut), 1972 nucleotides long. RefSeq names its product zinc finger CCCH domain-containing protein 3-like. The record is from RefSeq and is a predicted model, not a curated record. The transcript has 7 exons. Gene Ontology annotation, molecular function: metal ion binding; mRNA binding. NCBI's taxonomy places the organism in Eukaryota, Viridiplantae, Streptophyta, Magnoliopsida, Fagales, Juglandaceae. The coding region runs from base 381 to 1718 and encodes 445 amino acids.